CUUCACCCGUGAUUACCAGGCUGAUCCCUUCUACUUUUGCAGUUUUUUCCAGUCAGUUCCAGUGGUCCAUUUACACAGCAGCAUGUUGGAUCCGUCUUCCAGCGAGGAGGAAGGGGAUGAGAUGCUCGAGCGGAAGGAGGUGGCGGCCCAGAAGAGCCCGGCGGGAGCGCGGCUGUCCCCGGGCCGAGCCGCCGACUGCCAUGGCGGCGGAGCGGGGCUGCAGCCGCGGGGCCGCGGCUCCGGGGGCCGGCCCUGCAGCCCCAGCCCCUCCGUGGGCAGCGACAAGGAGAAGGAGGAUCUGGAGAAGAUGCAGAGAGAAGAGGACGAGAAAAAGAAGAGGCUCCAACUGUAUGUGUUCGUGAUGCGCUGCAUCGCUUAUCCAUUCAACGCCAAACAGCCCACUGACAUGGCCAGGAGGCAGCAAAAGAUUAAUAGGCUGCAGCUGCAGACCAUCAAAGAUCGCUUUGAGGCAUUCCUCAGUGGAGAAACUCAGAUUGUGGCUGAUGAGGCUUUUAUCAACGCUGUCCAGAGCUACUAUGAGGUCUUCCUGAAAAGUGACCGAGUGUCCCGGAUGGUGCAGAGCGGCGGCUGCUCGGCCAGCGACUCCCGUGAGGUGUUUAAGAAGCACAUAGAGAAGCGGGUGCGCAGCCUGCCUGAGAUCGACGGUCUCAGCAAAGAGACAGUGCUGAGUUCCUGGAUGGCAAAGUUUGACACCAUCUAUCGGGGGGAAGAGGACCCCCGGAAGCACCAGCAGAGGAUGACAGCGAGUGCCGCGUCCGAGCUAAUCCUCAGUAAGGACCAGCUGUAUGAGAUGUUCCAGUCGAUUCUGGGGGUCAAGAAGUUUGAGCACCAGCUGCUCUACAACGCCUGCCAGCUGGACAACCCAGAUGAGCAGGCAGCUCAGAUCAGGAGAGAACUGGACGGACGACUGCAGAUGGCUGAUCAGAUUGCUCGACUUGGAGGAAGGUUCCCCAGGUUUGCCUCCAGGGAGAUGGAGGCCAUGUUCAUCGAGGAGCUGCGAUCCUCUGUCAACCUGCUGAUGGCAAACCUGGAGAGCAUGCCGGUGUCCAAAGGAGGAGAGUUCAAGCUGCAGAAGCUGAAGCGGGGCCACAACACCUCCAUCAUGGAUAUGGGCCAGGAGGACGAGAACACACUGUCCAAGUCUGAUGUGGUGUUGUCAUUUACCCUGGAGGUGGUGAUAAUGGAGGUGCAGGGUCUGAAGUCGUUGGCUCCAAACAGGGUAGUCUACUGCACCAUGGAGGUGGAGGGAGGACAUAAACUGCAGACGGACCAAGCUGAAGCCUCCAAACCCACUUGGGGUACACAGGGGGACUUCACCACCACCCAGCCGUUACCUGCUGUGAAGGUGAAGCUGUUCACUGAGAGCACAGGCGUCUUGGCUCUGGAGGAUAAGGAGCUUGGACGGGUUGUGCUCCACCCGACUCCCAACAGCACCAAGCAGUGUGAGCUCCACAAGAUGACGGUUUCUAAAGGCUGUCCAGACAGUGACCUCAAGAUCAAACUUGCCAUUCGCAUGGACAAACCACAGAAUAUGAAGCACUGUGGGUACCUUUGGGCUGUGGGCAAAAAUGUGUGGAAAAGAUGGAAGAGAAGAUUCUUUGUGUUGGUCCAGGUGAGUCAGUACACAUUCGCCAUGUGCAGCUACAGAGAGAAGAAGGCUGAGCCUGUGGAGCUUCUGCAGCUGGAUGGCUACACGGUGGACUACACAGACCCGCAGCCCGGUCUGGAAGGAGGUCGGACCUUCUUCAACGCCGUGAAAGAAGGAGACACGGUGAUCUUCGCCAGUGACGAUGAGCAGGACCGUAUUUUGUGGGUGCAGGCCAUGUACAGAGCCACGGGUCAGUCCCACAAGCCCGUGCCGCCCACCCAGGUCCAGAAACUCAACUCCAGAGGGGCCACGGUGCCGCAGCUCGAUGCGCCGAUAUCCCAGUUCUAUGCUGAUCGGGCCCAGAAGCACGGCAUGGACGAGUUUAUAUCAGCCAACCCCUGUAACUUUGAUCACGCCUCCCUGUUCGAGUCGCUGCAGCGCCUCACCCUCGACCACAGACUCAACGACUCCUACUCCUGCCUGGGCUGGUUCAGUCCUGGCCAGGUCUUUGUCUUGGAUGAGUACUGUGCUCGCUACGGCGUUCGGGGCUGCCAUCGGCACUUGUGUUACCUGAGCGAUCUGCUGGAGCGGGCGGAGAAUGGAGCCAUGAUUGACCCCACGCUACUUCAUUACAGCUUCGCCUUCUGUGCCUCCCACGUCCAUGGAAACAGGCCUGACGGGAUUGGUACGGUUACUGUGGAAGAGAAGGAGCGCUUUGAAGAGAUCAAAGAGAGGCUACGGGUUCUUCUGGAAAAUCAGAUUACACACUUCAGGUAUUGCUUCCCAUUUGGACGACCAGAAGGAGCGCUAAAAGCUACUCUGUCCUUGCUAGAAAGGGUUCUAAUGAAGGACAUUGUCACCCAAGUCGCACAAGAGGAUAUCAAAGCUGCGAUCAGGAAGUGUUUAGAACAAGCAGCCGUGGUCAACUAUCAGCGUCUGUCAGAGUAUGCAAAAAUCGAAGAGAAUGUAGGACGUUUAGUCACCCCUGCCAAAAAACUGGAGGACACCAUCCGCCUGGCUGAGCUGGUGAUUGAGGUGCUUCAGCAGAACGAGGAGCACCACGCUGAGGCCUUUGCGUGGUGGUCGGACCUGAUGGUGGAGCACGCCGAGACCUUCCUCUGCCUUUAUUCAGCUGACAUGGAUGCAGCCCUGGAGGUGCAGCCCCCAGACAGCUGGGACAGCUUCCCACUAUUCCAGCUGCUCAACGACUUCCUGAGGAUGGACUACAACAUGUGCAAUGGGAAGUUCCACAAACACCUGCAGGACCUGUAUGCCCCGCUGGUGGUGCGAUACGUAGACCUGAUGGAGUCGUCCAUCGCUCAGUCCAUUCACAGGGGCUUUGAAAGGGAAUCCUGGGAACCUGUUAAUAAUGGCUCAGGGACAUCAGAAGAUCUCUUCUGGAAACUUGAUGCCCUGCAGACAUUUAUCAGAGAUCUUCACUGGCCUGAAGAAGAGUUUGGAAAACAUCUGGAAACUCGUCUGAAACUCAUGUCCAGUGACAUGAUUGAAUCCUGUGUGAAACGGACACGAGCAGCGUUCGAGGUGAAGCUCCAGCGGAGCAGUCGCUCCACAGACUUCCGUGUGCCACAGUCCAUCUGCACCAUGUUCAACGUCAUGGUGGAUGCCAAGGCCCAGUCAGCCAAACUGUGCUCCAUGGAGCAGGGGCAGGAGAGACAGUACCACUCUCAGAUUGACAAUCUAAUUGAAGAGACGGUGAAGGAGAUGAUAACUCUGCUGGUUGCUAAGUUUGUAGUCAUUCUUGAAAGUGUGCUAUCCAAACUCUCCAGAUAUGAUGAAGGGACACUCUUUUCUUCCUUCCUAUCUUUCACAGUGAAAGCUGCCUCAAAGUAUGUGGAUGUACCUAAGCCGGGGAUGGAUGUUGCUGACGGUUACGUGACAUUUGUUCGUCACUCCCAGGACAUGCUGCGGGAGAAGGUCAGCGAGGAGGUGUACAUAGAGAGAUUAUUUGAUCAAUGGUACAGCAGCACUAUGAACCUGGUAGGAACAUGGCUGACUGACCGGAUGGACCUGCAGCUACAUCUUUAUCAGCUGAAGAUACUCAUCAGGAUUGUCAAAAAAAAGUACAGAGACUUCCGUCUUCAAGGGGUUCUGGAUUCCACGUUGAACAGCAAGAUGUAUGAGACCGUAAGAAACCGCCUGACGUUGGAAGAGGCCACGGCAUCCGUGAGGGAAGGAGGGAUGCAAGGCAUUUCCAUGAGGGACAGCGAUGAAGAGGAUGAUCACUAGAUAAAAGGGUCUGACGACCGCAGGAAUGUCAAAGCUUGUCGUAGGGUACACUGCCCGAGAACCCACAAAGCCUUCUCAUGAGGUCAGAACAGAUUGUUCUAACAUCAAACUUAUUUCUUCCAUUAUUUAAUAUCACAUUUUUAUUCUGUAACAGUUUCUGUUAGAAAGAAUAGACAAGAUAAAUGCAUAGUGUUUACACACAUUAUUGUAGCCGAUUCCCUAAUGAAAAUGAAGCUUUAACCCCAAAAAGAAAAAAAAAAAAGAUGUCCGAUUUCACUUGAACAAUAAGCAAGUUUCCAGAAUAUGAAGGAGAAGAAAUGAAGAAAUGCAUGUGCUGUGAAUUCUCACUUUGACGAGCAUCUUUCUAAAUGAGAAAAUUAAAGCAUUUGAAAGGAUAUGGAGAGUUUGGACCAGAGAGUUGCUUGUUACUAAACACUGGGCAACAAACACACCAACAUCUGCAUUUUGUCUUCAGUGCGAAAGGAAAUAAUUGGUUGUCGUGCCAGAGUCAGAAACCUCUGUGGUCGUCAUGGUACCUCUGGUUCCAGCUCUGAGCAGCAGAGAUGCAAACAGCCGGCUAAACAAGCUGAUCUAGACUCAGCGAGGGCUUGUCGCUUGUUACUUACGAUGGUGACUUGUGCAGCUCGUUGUCAUCUCGCUACAACAUUCUUGUUGUCUUGUGCCACCUCUCUGGAAGAUGUCAUGUCUGCAAUGCAUGUCUUGACUGCCCUCCAUACGGCGUCCUAGUCUGCCCUGACUCAGACGCUCGUGUGCUGUGAAACAGUCAAACGGAUCCAGAUGUGUGCUGUUUAAGCCCACAUCCAAAUCAUGAUGCAAUAUAUUCAGCUGUCUCUGGAAAAGAUGGUUACCUGCUAGUUUAAGAUCAGUUAGCAAAGUCCACCACAACAGGCGUAAACCUGAAACUCCAAGAUAAUGAUGACUAUGUCUUUCCCACAA
Molecule: messenger RNA, 4813 nt
Organism: Cololabis saira (Pacific saury)
Lineage: Eukaryota; Metazoa; Chordata; Actinopteri; Beloniformes; Belonidae
Gene: cadpsa
Product: Ca2+-dependent activator protein for secretion a
Exons: 27
Coding region: 83-3856 (1257 amino acids)
Biological process (GO): dense core granule exocytosis; positive regulation of exocytosis; synaptic vesicle exocytosis
Cellular component (GO): glutamatergic synapse
Source: RefSeq, a predicted model, not a curated record